CCCCGGUUGCCCCCCAGGCCGGUGCAGAAGGCGGAGCUGGUCCGUCUGUCCCAGACCCUCCUCCACGUCCCGUCCCUGCACUGGGUGGUCGUGGAGGACGCUCCGUCGCCCUCGGCGCUGGUCGGGGGGGUCCUGGCGGCCUCGGGGGUCUCGUUCACGCACCUGAGCGCCGAGACCCCCCCCGAGCUGCGGGCGGGGCCCGGGGACCCCCCCUGGCUGUUCCCGCGGGGGGCGGAGCAGCGGAACCGGGCGCUGCGGUGGCUGCGGGACACGCGGGGACCCGACGAGCCGGGGGUCGUGUACUUCGCCGACGACGACAACACCUACAGCCUGCGGCUCUUCGAGGAGGUGGGACCCCCCCGGGACCCCCCCUGA
Messenger RNA from Neopelma chrysocephalum (saffron-crested tyrant-manakin), 375 nucleotides. RefSeq names its product galactosylgalactosylxylosylprotein 3-beta-glucuronosyltransferase 3-like. Gene Ontology annotation, cellular component: Golgi membrane. Gene Ontology annotation, biological process: chondroitin sulfate proteoglycan biosynthetic process; carbohydrate metabolic process. The record is from RefSeq and is a predicted model, not a curated record. Lineage: Eukaryota; Metazoa; Chordata; Aves; Passeriformes; Pipridae. The transcript has a single exon. Gene Ontology annotation, molecular function: galactosylgalactosylxylosylprotein 3-beta-glucuronosyltransferase activity. The annotation marks the transcript as partial.